CCCUAAGCCUUUGGCUGCGCCCAGAAGAGGGGCCUGACUCCAUCGAAGUGUUGCCUGAAACGAUCUCAACACACACUUCUGCGCCAGACCACGACCAGCGAAUGCUGCGUGGCGCGCUUGUUGAGAGCCUGCCUCCCUAGUGCUGGUCCCGCCAUACGGAUUCUCGGCACAAGAUCCGUGACGCUGCGUCACGGAUCACCUCAAAUGCGCUCGUUUGAGAAGUCGUGAGGGAAUCGCAUCGCGCAAGGGUGGUCCAUGUCACUGAGAGUUGGCAUGGCGUCGAUCGUAUUUACGCAAACCAUUGAACACCCUCUCUGGGCCUUGCUGACCACGCCACCAUGCAAUAACGCGAUUCGACGCACCCCUUCGAGCAGAAAAAGUCGCCUACGCGUUCAAGGUUUGCGCAGAGAUUGGCUUCGAGUUCGACUCCUUGCGCAACGCUGCGAUUGUUGCCCUUCAUUUGUACACCGCAGACAGGGUGCAUCGCCAACGCGAUAUAGAUGCACGAUCCCAGAUGCAGACGCGAACACUCACUGAUCGCUGCGAAAGCCAAAAUCGGACAGGAAGCCGACGUCUCAGGGCGCAGCUCCGAUGCAAGACUCACAGUGGCUUGAUCGGUGCUGUUCGGCGAGUCUCGGCGCCCUACUCCAGAGUAAAAGGGCGGGGUAUGUACAAUCUGCUGUCGGCUGAAAACGUGUCCGAGCACGAUUGAAUCGGAGCGGGCGUAGCCAAAGUAGUCUGCCCAAAGACCGUGCAACUAAGUUGCCCCCCAGCUAAACGUUCGAGGGGACCACUUUACGAUAACCGUCAACGUGUCUGCCACUUCCUGUACAGAUUGCCGAGGCGAAGCGGUAUGGAGAUCUCCGCAAAAUGUGCCCACACGCUCAGGAGCGGGCCGAGGCGAGGCGUGGCGUGGCGUGUGCGCUGCGCUGUCCUGUUCUGUUCGAUCCAGCGCGAUGUCGUGCGACUUGGAACUGAUGGAUGUACUGUUGGAAGGGAGGGAGUGGAGGUUGAAGCGAAUCGAGAUGUAUGCGAAUGCUUUUCCAGCGCGAUGUAGGGACGUCGUUUGCCAAAGAUCCGACCAACCCGCGUCAGGUACUAAGAGUCCGUCGGAAGCGAACGCUUCGACGAAUAGACUUUGGUGCAAAAGUUGGGUCGAGAGCCGCGCCAAUUGGCGACUGAGGAGCUCUGUGUGUGGGUUUUCGCCAGCGAAUUGGUUCUCACAGAGCUCACCGACUAUCAGGGACCGUCUCUUUGUAGCCGUGGAUGCUUGAGGUGAACCCGAAAUUGCAACGGGACUGGGUUGCGGCCAAAUCGGAGCCUAGCAGCCGAUGCUGGUCAAACCAGCACAGGUGAGACGGGAAGUGUUUAGCCUCUUUUUGGUGAGUUCAAGCCGGGGCCUCUAGAAUCGUGGAUGUUGCUAUCGCGCGAAACUCAGAUGCAUCGGCUACGAUGACAAGAGGGACGGGCCAUGGAUGUCAAUGUCGACGAAGCGAGACGCUGGCGAGACGCUUUGACAGCGGCGUUCUGACGUCGUGGUGGAAUGUUGAAAUUUGUGCUUCUCAACUUGGCGUGCGAGCAUUUAGGUUCAGCGCUUUUGCUCGCUUAGCUAUCGUUCGAAGCAGGAGAGGAUGAUUGGUGACUUGAUCGGGUGGGAGGUGGCGAGCAUUUCGAGCGCUCUGGAGCUCAUCUACUAGUCCUGAAUGAAGGACAAUUGUGGAAUGACCGUGCUGGGAGAUCGAGAUGGGGGCGAGCAAUUCGUCUGUGUUCCUGUUAGUCGCCGUCUAGAUUCGCAACGAGAUCAGGGGUCGUGCGUCAGGUCUAGCAAACGCGAGGUACAGUCAGUGCGGAUCGGGAUGUGAGACAUCCAGAUGAUCCCCGCAGCUUGGAGCUCUGUUCUUGCGAAAUUUGACACAAUGAAGUUGAUCUUGCAAAUGCCCCUUGCCAUUCUGAUUUGUGAACUGAUGUUGCAGGACAGAGAGAGGCGGAAUUAAGCUCCGACUGCCUCGCAGGCGUGCAGCCGGCAAUCAAAGGGUCAGCAAGACCCGGCCGAACUGCG
Messenger RNA from Ceraceosorus bombacis, 2059 nucleotides. NCBI's taxonomy places the organism in Eukaryota, Fungi, Basidiomycota, Exobasidiomycetes, Ceraceosorales, Ceraceosoraceae. The record is from the annotation of a GenBank genome assembly.